This is a messenger RNA of Paramuricea clavata, 336 nucleotides long. NCBI's taxonomy places the organism in Eukaryota, Metazoa, Cnidaria, Anthozoa, Malacalcyonacea, Plexauridae. The record is from the annotation of a GenBank genome assembly.
AUGAGUAAUAAAAGGAAAGCGACAUGGGAUCGUUUAAAGCAGCAAAUGGCGAACAAGAGGACGGCACCUGAUGCGAAUCGGAAGGCUAAAGGUUCAAGCGCUCCCCAUAAAAUAAUAGUCCAAAGGUUAGCAUCGGAGCCAGACAAUAAGCAAACCUUCCGACCAGUACAACCGCGAGAAUUUGUAGAUUUCCCGUAUGAAGAUCUAUCCCUGGCAAAUCUUAAGAAAGCUUGUGCGGCACACUUUGCUUUACCAGCAAUGACAUGCGACGUACUAGUUUCAAAUAAAGGACCAUCAGCCACGAAUAUUAAGCAGAUUCCCCACAGAAAGGACAAG